GACCACCUCAAGAAGCACAAGACCUGGCUGUGGAGGUACGGCCGCCCUCCACCGGAGCCCGGCGCACCUCCCGGCGAGAGCGCGCCAGCCGUGGCGGCGCCGCCCCCGCCGGAGAGAACGCCAGAGCGCACGCAGGAUGCCAGCGCCAAACGCGUGGCACCGCAGGUGACCAAAGCCUUGGACAUGAUCGCGCGAGCGGAGGAGGCCCGCUCCACGAGGGCCGCCGUUGCGAAGUGGCGCCUGCUGGAGUACCGCGACGCGCUGACGGCGCAGGAGCGCCGCCAGCUUGUCGAUGCGCUGGGCGUAACCAGGGUCAACGACAUCAGUGGCACCGAGGCCUUGAAGGCUGUGUUCAGCGACGAGGUCUAUCGGUGGAUCUGCGAUGUGGGCGACAAGGACUGGACGUGGAGGGAGCCGACGUUCAGCUGGCUGUCCGGCUUCUACUGGCACCCCGAGAGCCACGAGCUGCCGGCGGCCAUGGAGAUGCGCGGGGCCAUAGCGAACCUGAAGAGGUCGAACUCGGAUGCGCAGGUCAUCCAGACCUGCCUGGAGACCCUGCGCAAGAUCGGCGAGAACGCCUGCCAGCACUGGAAUCCCACCACCAAGAAGCACCUCCGCACGAUCCAGGGGGGCAGCAGCGCGCUCAAGAAGAAGAUCUUCGACGUGCCGGGUGGGCUCCAGUGCUUCCUGGCUCUCGGCUUCACGCAGGCUGCCGCGGAGGGGGACGGCGAGCCGGCCUGGAUCAUCGCGCAGAACGUGCAGGCUAUCGAAGACAAGUGCUGGGAGGGUUACGCAGUGCUGCGCGAGGAGUUGAUGAGCGGCUCGAGCAUUCCGGUGGACGAGGCGAAGAGCAAGGCCGCCAAUGAGGGUGGUGGGAUCGAGGGGACCAUUCGCGACAUGCUCACCAGCCCCGCGAAGCUCAAUCAGUUGCUGCGCAACCCAAUGGUCCGGCAGAUGGUCAGUGCCAACCCCGACGUCGUGGAGAGGUUCGCUUCCGCGAUGCCCGAGGUGAGGGAGACGCUGACCAUCUACCCAGAGAUGCGCAGGCAGCUGGAGUCCGUCAUCGGCCGGCCCCUGCGCCUGGAGGAGCCGCAGCCGCUGGCCGGCGCCCCGCCCGCCGCGCCCGCGGGCGGCGGCGGCCCGGCGUUCGCCGCCGCGGCGGCGCCGGCGUCCGCGCGCACCGUGCAGGCGUACGUCUACGACAUCACACAGGGCAUGGCCAAGGGCAUGUCCCAGAUGCUCGUUGGCAAGCAGAUCGACCUGGUGCCCCACACUGGCAUCGUGGUCUUCGGGAGGGAGUACUUCUUCGGCGGCGGGCCGUCUAUCUCUGACAACCCCGGGAAGUCGGUGCCAGUGCCAGUGGCGCAAACAAUCGUCCUGGGCGAAACCGACAAGACUCGCGAGGAGCUGGAAGCAUACAUCUCCGGGGUUUUGGCCCUGGAGCACAACGAGCAGAACUACAACCUGCUGAACCACAACUGCAAUCACUAUGCCGACGCCGUCGCGAGGUUUCUCCUGGAAGGCCGGGGCAUCCCAGACCACAUCGUCAACUUCGGCCAGGAUGCUCUCUCCACCCCUCAGGGCCAACAGCUCCGGACCAUGAUCGAGGGCAUGGAGAGGGACAUGCGCCGAGGCGGCGGGGGGUCUGGCAUGAACCCGUUCGGCAGCGGGGCCCCCCAGCCAGCGCCACCGCCUGGGCACGAGGACGUCGCCAGCCAGCUGAUGGCGAUGGGCUUUCCGCCCGACCGCUGUCGGGAGGUGGCGGCUCGCUCCGGCGGUGAUGUCGUGGCCGCUGUGGCGAUGCUGACCAGCGACUGA
This is a messenger RNA of Prorocentrum cordatum, 1818 nucleotides long. Lineage: Eukaryota; Dinophyceae; Prorocentrales; Prorocentraceae. The record is from the annotation of a GenBank genome assembly.